Messenger RNA from Symbiodinium sp. CCMP2456, 609 nucleotides. NCBI's taxonomy places the organism in Eukaryota, Dinophyceae, Suessiales, Symbiodiniaceae. The record is from the annotation of a GenBank genome assembly.
GUCACCAUCCGUGACGUCCUGGACAAGCAUGAUGGAGAGGUGAUCCGCUUCUACCUUCUCAGCUCGCAGUACCGCAGGCCUAUGCUGUAUUCAGAAGACCUGUUGGCAGAGGCUGAGGAGAAGCUGCUGAAGCUCUAUUCCUCCCUCAGAGGCGCCUCUCUGUCGCCUCCCGCGGACACUGUCCCUCCAGACGGAUGCGAGCAGCACAGCCGCUUCCUGGCAGCCAUGGCAAAUGAUUUCGACACGGUCAAUGCGGUGGCGGCUAUGUCGGAGCUCUCCCGGGAGCUUCUGCAGCUGCAGCAAGCGAGCGAAGGCGAAGGAUCGGACGCCGAAGCGGCCCGAAUCAGCUUCGAGGAGAAAGCCAGGCAUCUGUACACCAUGGGUGGAGUCCUUGGGCUUCUCCAGCGCGACCCAGAAGUUGUUUGCAAAGGGCCCCUCGACUCGGACUUCGAGGAGAAGGUGGAGCGGCUCAUUCAGGAGAGAGAUGCUGCGAGAAAAGACAAGGACUUCGCCCGGGCAGAUGCCAUCCGAGACGAGCUGACAGACCUUGGAGUGAUCCUGGAAGAUGGUGGUAAAGGCACAACCUGGCGCGUGGCGUCCAUGGCCUGA